CAGAGCAAAUGGAAAAAAGUAGGAACGGAACACGAGGAGAAGGAGGAGACAAUUCAUUACAAAUCCCACCGUUUUGUUUGUGAUCCCCCCAACUUUGAAAUUUGAGCUCAAACCCCACACCACACACACAAAAUCCCAGUUUUUACCCGAAGAAAUCGAGAGAGAGAGAGAGAGUUUUCAACACAACAUUCUACUGGUCAUGAGCAACUGGUUAGGUUUCUCUCUUACUCCCCACCUCAGACUCAAUGGCGAAGGUUAUGAGAGGGAAGAAGACGGCCAUGGUGCCUCUUCCCGUGCGACGUCGCUCAUGCCUCUGCGUUCAGACGGUUCUGUUUUCGAUGCGAACAUUUUCAGGCCUUCUCAUGGCCCAGAUUGGAGAUAUGAUGAGAACACAAUGGGUGAGACGAAUCCAAACGUGGAGAUUCCAAAGCUUGAAGAUUUCUUGGGAAGUUGUUACUCAAACACUUCUCCCACUGACUCAGAAGAUUAUGCUAACAGCCAAACCCAACAAGAAAGAAUCAACGUUAACGUGCAACCAAUCUUCAACAACUCUACUGGGGAAAUGGAGGAAUCUGAGGGGAAUCUGAAUCUCACAAACCCAACUUUUCUCCAACCUUACAACCAUUACAAUGGCAACCCUCAAAAUGGAAUUGCGAGCACUCUGUUCCAAAAGUGUGAUUUGAAUUGCAGCCCUAAUCUUAGCAAUGGCAUGACCCAUGUGCCAUUUUAUGGUGCGAAUUCGAUUUCCGGGUUCAAGUCUUGGUUGAGGGAAACACCGGCUUAUUGCGGAAACCCUUCAGCUGAAGCAGAUGAUGGUGGUUUUCGGCCUCUAUCGCUGACCGUGAGGCCGAGCGUAAACCAUGGUGGUGUUACGGUGGCUGCGCCUUUGCAGGCGGUGGAUGGCCAAAAAAGGUCGGGGGCCGUGAAAUCGACGAAGAGAGAAGCAGUGGCCCGGAAAUCUAUUGAGACUUUUGGGCAAAGGACUUCUCAAUAUCGUGGUGUUACGAGGCAUCGGUGGACCGGAAGAUACGAGGCUCACUUGUGGGACAACAGCUGCAGAAAAGAAGGGCAAACAAGGAAAGGAAGGCAAGUUUAUUUAGGUGGUUAUGAUAAGGAAGAUAAAGCAGCUAGGGCUUAUGAUUUAGCAGCUUUGAAGUACUGGGGCCCAUCUACCCAUAUCAAUUUCCCUCUAAGCACUUAUGAGAAAGAGCUUGAAGAAAUGAACAACAUGACCAGGCAGGAGUUUGUAGCCAUGUUAAGAAGGAAAAGUAGUGGGUUUUCAAGAGGGGCUUCAAUGUACAGAGGAGUGACAAGGCACCAUCAACAUGGGAGGUGGCAAGCUCGGAUAGGAAGGGUUGCUGGCAAUAAGGACUUGUACCUCGGCACUUUUAGUACACAAGAGGAAGCAGCUGAAGCAUAUGAUAUCGCAGCGAUCAAAUUCAGGGGGACCAGCGCUGUUACCAAUUUUGAUAUCAGCCGGUACGACGUCAAGAGGAUUUGCUCGAGCUCAACCCUCAUCGGUGGGGACCAAGCCAAGCAUUCCUCGGUGGAUUUGGCUCCAAUUUCUACGGUCAAGGAUUACAAUUCUUGUGCUUCAUCUGCUUCACCUCAGCCGCUUCUCUCGAUAUCAAACGGUGAUCACACAACUGAUGAAUUAAUGGCGAGCGAUAUGGUGUGGGGUACUUCCAAUGAGGCAUCGUUGGUGGAUCCCGGAGGCCCAGAAGGCUGUGUCGCGGCACAGGGUCACUGGUGCGGAGAUAGCAAUAAUGGGAGUGAGAACAGUGGUGGGAAUCGGCUAGGAAGUCAUCUGGGUUUGGUCCAUGAUCAGGUUCCAGUGUUUGCACUCAUAUGGAAUGAGUGAGAAUACAUACGCUACGAAUGAGUUUUAAGUUUUGCUACUAGUUCACUAGAAAAAGAGUUGUAGGUUUAGGAGAUCAAUGUACGCACACAACCCCGGGCACAAUAGCGUUGGGAACCGUUCGAUGCUUUUGGCCCAUGUGUAUUGAACGGUUCCGGGUUCCAGCCUUCGUGUCAUGAAUUAAUGAUUUUCUUGACACAGUUAUGUCCAGAGUUGUGUUUUAAAGUCGUGUGCGUAGUAUUGCUCUCACGAGAUAGCUAACGACAGAAAUUAGUGAAGGAAUCUAUACAGUGCUGGUGGGUGUAGAGGUUUCAAAGUACUGUACUUGGAAUCUAAUAUGGCCUGGCUUUUUGACUGUUUUAAGCUGAUAGUGACCCUUGACUUUUUAAAAGGAGAGAAUUUUAUGUUGGAUUUCAUUUGGGUAUUUUUGGCUU
This is a messenger RNA of Rhododendron vialii, 2292 nucleotides long. RefSeq names its product AP2-like ethylene-responsive transcription factor AIL1. Gene Ontology annotation, biological process: regulation of DNA-templated transcription. The record is from RefSeq and is a predicted model, not a curated record. NCBI's taxonomy places the organism in Eukaryota, Viridiplantae, Streptophyta, Magnoliopsida, Ericales, Ericaceae. Gene Ontology annotation, molecular function: DNA-binding transcription factor activity; DNA binding. The transcript is spliced from 9 exons. Bases 200 to 1861 code for a protein of 553 amino acids.